CCUUCUCAUCAUCACCACCAUCUACCAGACAUGAGUCACUCAUCGAGCUCGAUGCAUGGAGAGGGUAGCCAAGAUACACACAACCUGGUUGGCAGAGAAGGAAUGCCUUCUCCGGCGCGGCGACCUCAACGGCCAAGGAUUAAGUUCACUCAGGAAGAAGAUGAACUUCUGAUCGAGCUCAAGGAGCAGAAAAACCUCACAUGGAAGCAAAUUGCCGACUUCUUCCCCGGCCGCAAUCCAGGCACAUUGCAAGUGAGAUAUUGUACCAGAUUAAAGACAGAGUCCACGCCAUGGACAAGAGAAAUGGAUGAAAGAUUACUAGAUGCUUUACAAAGUUAUGAAGAUGAAAAGUGGCGCAUCGUUGCACAGAGAGUUGGAGGUGGAGUAACGCCGAUGGGGUGCUGCAAUCGCGUGUGGGAGCUGUUUAAUGAUGACCUU
Molecule: messenger RNA, 438 nt
Organism: Trichoderma virens Gv29-8
Lineage: Eukaryota; Fungi; Ascomycota; Sordariomycetes; Hypocreales; Hypocreaceae
Exons: 2
Biological process (GO): regulation of DNA-templated transcription
Cellular component (GO): nucleus
Molecular function (GO): RNA polymerase II cis-regulatory region sequence-specific DNA binding; DNA-binding transcription factor activity, RNA polymerase II-specific
Source: RefSeq, a predicted model, not a curated record